CAAGUCGGGCGUGCCGCGGGUACCAGUGAAGCCAGGGCCUCAGCAAGCUCUUGGUCGAGCCAUGACGGCCCGUGUCUCGUCGAACGCGCCAGGCGAGUCCGAGUCCCGACCCCUCGGCCGGGCCAGGACGACCCGCUUCAACACGACGAUCUUUACCAAGCCAACGACCGACGCAGUGCAGUCCCUCUCAAAGCCCCAGGUGACGGACCGUGACUUUCACUCGACCAUGGGAGUGGUCCUACCGGCGCGCUUUUGUGGCCUCGAGCCGAUUCAUCCGCACUCGACAUUCAUGCGCAACUGGGAUGCUCUCUCGAUCGUCCUCCUCUUCUACACAGCGGUCGUGACGCCGUUCGAGACGGCGUUCUUGACACCGAGUUUCGACGCGCUCUUUGGCCUCAACACACUCGUCGACGUGUGCUUCUUCCUCGACAUGGUGCUUCGCUUCUUCCUCGUGGUGCGAACGUCCUUCGCUACAGGCAAGCGAUUGAUGUCAUGCUCUUACCAAAUAUGCAGUGUCUUAAGUGUGCGUAGGUUUUUCAUCGACCUCGUCUCGGUGCUCCCGUUUAACACUAUCGGGCUCAUGGUCACGUCGCCAGCGCUCGGUCGGCUCCGCUUUAUGCGUAUCCUUCGGCUCUUCCGCCUCAUGAAGGUCAUCCGCGUCGUGCAAGACGCCAGUGUUUUUCAGUACUGGGAGGUCAAGAUGAGCAUGAACUAUGCGACGUUGGCCUUGGCCAAGUUUUGCUUUUUUGUCUUGAUGAUCGCGCACUGGAUUGCGUGCGUCUUUCGCGCGGUCGUGGACCUCGAAACCAACUUGGACGUGAACGGGCGUCACUACAACUGGCUCACCGAUCACUACAUGGGCCCGGACGCGCUCAUCGACUGCGAAGUGCUCGUUCAGUACAUCUCUGCGCUCUACUGGUCAGUUAUGACACUCACCACGAUCGGCUACGGUGACGUGGGCCCCGCGACCCCGGGGGAGCGCGCGCUCUCGAUCGUUUGCAUGGUCCUUGGCGGUGGCACGUAUGCAUACGUCGUUGGUGGCGUCUGCCGCAUUUUGAGUGCAAUGGACGCGGCAACAUCCGAGUUUCAUCAGACCAUCGACACGCUCAACGAGUUUUGCCGCUUCAACCAGCUGCCGUCGGACCUCUCGUCGCGAUUACGUGACUUUUUCUUCUCAUCGCGGUCGCUUCUUCGCGAGAAGAAGAACCGGGACCUCCUCCUCGCCAUGUCGCCGGGGCUCCGCGGCGAAGUCGCCUUGUACAACAACCAGUGGAUUAGCAAGAUCGAUUUCUUCAGCUGCUCGGACGACCGCGAACGCUCUCAAUUUAUCACAGCUCUGGCAAUGGUAUUGCGUCCCGAGUGCUUCCCGCCGUCCGAGGCCGUCAUUCGCCAAGGCGAGUACAACACGAAAAUGUACUUGGUGGAACGCGGGUUUGCGACGCGCGGCAAGGUCAUGGUGGGUGCCGGCUCAUUCUUCGGCGAGGACAUUAUACUCACGUAUCGCCAGCGCAAGGUCGCCGUGCGCGCGUUCACGUACCUCCACGUUCAAAUUCUCACCAAAUUUGACUUGGAAGACAUUCUCUCCUCCGGCUUGUACCCUGAAAUCCUGCGCAACAUUCGCGGCAAAGUGCUAAAAACCGCCUUUAAGAACAACUUUGUACGCUUGACCGAAAACAUGGCGACCAUCAAGCGCAUGGAGACCCUCCGCAAGCUCUCGCGCGGCGUCGUCACGCCGUCGUCGCCCGAGGUACCCUUCGGACCGCACCCAUCCAUACUAUCGCAACAAACGGCGACCACGACGAUGCCGGCGUCGGCGCGCACAGUAGGCGUCAAUGUGGGCACCAUUGUCGAUGGGGUUGCCACGUACAUCAAGUCGAAUCGGUCCGAGAAGCUCUCGGAGAUUGGUGACCGUCUCGAUCUGAUCCUGAAGCGCAUUGCAGCAGUCGAAUCGGCCGUCCUGGGCGACGGCGCCGCCUUGCCAUUGCAACGUCCGCUGCCGACGACGUCCGACACCAAGCCGGUUCGAGGGCCACCGGUGCGGGACCAUGACCCUAGCAUGUCGUACCGCACGGCAGCCUUCUCGUCGCGGCACCGCGGGUCCUUGGACUUGUCUCUUUUGUGAAACAAAACGUUCAACAUGCAUGGACUCGCAACUUGCAGGGACAAUACAUGUCACCCAGCUAUGUAGCUAUCCUGAGCCGCGGACAAGGAUACACACGUGACUGACGAAGGCUAUGAACAAAGCGC
This is a messenger RNA of Saprolegnia diclina VS20, 2247 nucleotides long. RefSeq lists its product as hypothetical. The record is from RefSeq and is a predicted model, not a curated record. NCBI's taxonomy places the organism in Eukaryota, Oomycota, Saprolegniomycetes, Saprolegniales, Saprolegniaceae. Gene Ontology annotation, molecular function: voltage-gated potassium channel activity. The transcript is spliced from 12 exons. Gene Ontology annotation, cellular component: membrane. Gene Ontology annotation, biological process: regulation of membrane potential; potassium ion transmembrane transport. Bases 62 to 2122 code for a protein of 686 amino acids.